GGGCUCGGGCUCCGGCUCCGGCUCCGGCUCCUCCUCCCACUUCCACUCCCCCUCCCGCCGGCGGAACCGGCCGCUCGAGGUUCCUUCCCCUGAGCGUCGAGUGAGCCAAGGACUGAGCGACCGGGUGUCCACCGAGCGGCACCAGCGUGGCCAUGGCCGGGCCUCGGCUUCCCAGGGUCUCGUUGCUUGCCGUCGGUCUGUGGCUGCUGUGGGGGAAGAGCUAUGGAAGUUCGAGCACAGUGCUGCCUGAAACACUGCUCUUUAUAUCAACACUGGAUGGAAGCUUACAUGCUGUCAGCAAACAAACAGGCUCAAUUAAAUGGACCUUGAAAGAAGAUCCUGUGCUUCAAGUGCCCAUGCAUCUAACAGAACCAGCAUUUCUUCCUGAUCCCAAUGAUGGCAGCCUAUAUACACUGGGAGGCAAAAACAAUGAAGGACUGACUAAACUUCCGUUCACAAUUCCUGAAUUGGUUCAGGCAUCGCCUUGUCGAAGUUCUGAUGGUGUACUGUAUAUGGGAAAGAAACAGGAUAUCUGGUAUGUCGUGGACCCAAUGACUGGCGUAAAGCAGCAGACGUUAACAGCUUCUUUUGCGGAAAGCAUGUGUCCAUCAACGCCUCUCCUGUACCUUGGACGUACAGAGUACACAAUCACCAUGUAUGACACCAAGAACCGGGAGCUGCGAUGGAAUGCCACCUACUUCGAUUACUCUGCCACCUUACCCGACGAAGGCACUGAAUACAAAAUGCUCCACUUUGUGUCGAAUGGAGAUGGCCUGGUGGUGACAGUAGACAGCGAAUCAGGUGACAUUCUCUGGAUUCAGAAUUACGCAUCACCAGUAGUGGCGAUGUACAUCUGGCAGCGAGAAGGACUGAGGAAAGUGAUGCACACAAAUGUUGGUAUUGAAACCCUCCGCUACCUCACAUUCAUGUCGGGAGAGGUGGGCCGCAUCACCAAGUGGAAAUAUCCUUUUCCUAAAGAGGCAGAGACCAAACAAAAGCUGAUGCCAACUCUGUAUGUGGGAAAAUACUCGACCAGCUUGUAUGCCUCAUCAUCACUGGUCCAUGAAGGAGUGGCUGUUGUGCCAAGAGGAAGUGCAUUCCCAUUACUUGAGGGUCCCAAAACAGAGCGUAUUACAAUCACAGACCGUGGGGAGUGUGAUACUACACCCAGUAUUGAUGUUAAGUUCACACCGGGAGUCACAAACACAAUUGAUUACUUGAGGAAUCAGUGGUUUCUGAUAGGUCACCAUGAAAUGCCCCUAGCAGCCCACACCAAGAUCCUUAGCGGCUUUCCUGAGAAUGUACAGAAAAUUCCGGACGAUGUAAUUACUACUAGCCCACAGAAUGAGAUAUUUGAAGAUCAUUUCCCAGACAUUGAUGAAGUUGCAGAGGAUUUUGAUAUUCUUAAUGACCUCAAAGAAAAGUAUAGCAAAUCGCAACCCAAGCUUGAAACUCCCGUGGAUUCUGUAUUGAAAGACAUGGCCACAAUUGUCUUUAGUACCUUUCUGCUGGCAGGGUGGGUGGCCUUUGUCAUCACUUAUCCUAAGACUGUGCAGCAGCAGCAACAGUUACAACACCAACAGUUUCAGAAGCACUUGGAGGAAAGGCUGGAGCUAAUGCAGAAACGGCAGCUCAUUUUCCGCCCCCCUCUCUUGGGUCCAGAAUCAGACUUCCUGGAGUCAACCAGAUUGCGAACAGAAAGUUCAAGCACCAACACGCCAAGUGCAUCUCCGCGAGCCUCUAACCAUUCACUGUACUCCAAUCAUUCCAUCUCUGAGUUCGGCAGCUCAGCCACAGAACAAGAGGACGGAGAUGACGAUUCUGAUAUCGUGAGAAUUGGAAAAAUUUUGUUUAACCCAAAAGACGUCCUGGGACAUGGUGCUGAAGGGACUAUUGUGUUCAAAGGCAAGUUUGAUGAUCGAUACGUUGCAGUGAAGAGGAUUUUGCCAGAAUGCUUCAGCUUUGCAGACCGUGAGGUCCAGCUGCUCCGUGAAUCUGACGAGCACCCAAAUGUAAUCCGUUAUUUCUGCACGGAGAAGGACCGACAGUUCCAGUAUAUAGCCACUGAGCUCUGUGCAGCCACUCUGCAGGAGUAUGUUGAACAAAAAGACUUUGACCGCCAUGGCCUGGAACCUAUUCCUCUACUUCAGCAAACCACAUCUGGCCUGGCCUACUUACACUCGCUGAAUAUUGUUCACAGAGACUUGAAACCACACAACAUAUUAAUCUCAAUGCCCAAUGCCCAUGGGAGAGUGAAAGCCAUGAUCUCUGACUUUGGUCUCUGCAAGAAACUGGCAGUGGGCAGACACAGCUUCAGUCGCAGGUCUGGGGUGCCUGGCACAGAAGGUUGGAUUGCACCAGAGGUACUGAAUGAGGAUUGCAAGGCAAAUCCGACAUGUGCGGUGGAUAUUUUCUCUGCUGGCUGUUUGUUCUAUUAUGUAAUCUCAGAAGGCAGCCACCCUUUUGGAAAGGCCUUACAGCGACAAGCUAAUAUUUUACUGGGCGUCUGUAACCUUCAACAUUUAAAGUCUGACGUACAUGAGGAUAUUAUUGCUCAUGACUUAAUUCAGGAGAUGAUAGACAUGGACCCACAGAAACGCCCGUCUGCAAAAUGUGUGCUGAAAAAUCCUUUCUUUUGGAGUCUUGAGAAACAGCUUCAGUUUUUCCAGGAUGUCAGUGAUCGAAUAGAGAAGGAGCCUCUGGAUGGGCCAAUAGUAAGAGAACUGGAGAGAGGUGGACGAAGUGUCGUUCAGGGUGACUGGAAAGAACACAUCACUGUACCUCUGCAGACAGAUCUUAGAAAAUUCCGAUCAUAUAAAGGGAGCUCAGUGCGAGAUCUGCUACGUGCAAUGAGGAAUAAGAAACACCACUACAGAGAACUGCCGGAGGGAGUGCAAGAAACUUUGGGCUCGGUCCCAGAUGAAUUUGUUCGCUAUUUUACCUUCCGUUUCCCCCAUCUAUUACUCCACACGUAUUUUGCCAUGCAAAUCUGCAGCCAGGAGAGACUAUUUCAUCCUUACUACUAUCAGGAGGCAGCAGAACCGAGCCAGUUAACCCUCUCAGUCAUUGACAGCUUCAUAUAAACCAAGGGAAAGAAGGUUAAAAGGAAAUUGUUUAUUUUUAAAUGCAUUCCAGCCAGAGGCCUUGUUUAACACAGCAUGUACUAAGAGACUACAUUUGGGAGAUAGACAUUUAAAGAAUGAAGAAGUCACCAAACCUCCGUUAAGUGCCUUAUGAAAGCUUCAAAUGGCCUGCAGGAUAAUCCGAGGCAAAGUGGUUCUCCAGUUUAAGGACCUGCAGUCUGACUGCCACAACUACAUUUUUAAUACAAGAAAAUAUUUUCCUCACAGGAAAAACUAGUUUUUAAAAAAAAAAGUGAAAAAGGCAAUGGUGACUCUCCUUCACUGCUGUGUGCUGUGGCAUGUUUCAGGGAUAAAAAUUAAAAUAAUCUUCAGAAGAGGAUAUCAACCAUGUUGUAACACUGAAAUACAAAGCAAAGUGUUCAUUCACAGAUGCUGGCUAGAUUUUGAGUCGUGCAAAGUUUUUUGGUUGCAGUUGGUGAAAUUAUGCCAAGACAAUUUGAUUCAUGUUGUAAAGAUUAGAGCAGCUGCAACACCAAUCUGUGGAUUAGUUCAUCCACUUCAGUAGGGCAAAAUAUUCAAUCGUAUCAACAGUAUGAUGACCCACAGUGUCCCGUGGUCUGUGGGUACUGAAACAAUGGGACAGAAUGCAAUUAACCAGGAAGGUGGAGAAUGAAUGACAAUCAGUGAGAGAGUGGUUAUCCAAACAAAGUAUAAAGCGCUUUUGAAAGCUAUGCUUUCAGAUCUGUAUGAGCAGAGUUUUAUACUAGGGUACUUCUUGUAUUUAUAGCUUUAUGCCACUGAUCUGUGUUUGCAAUUGACAUUUUUUAUUUCAAAGUCCAAAAACUGAGCAUCAGUUACCAGGUUUAUGCAUUACAGAUUAAUCCCUUUAAUUUCCAUUGUUUCAUUCACACACUAACUGAAAACAGCUUGAACACACCGUGUUUGUUCAGCUGGCACAAAAUAUCCUGAAGGUUGAUUGUCUUUAUUUCCAUCCUUUGCCUAUUACAAUAUAUGGCAGAUGUAUUUUGUGCUCUGAUAUUAUGGAAAUGGUGAGGCGAAUACAGCACCAGUGGAUUGACUCCCACUGUAUUUCCUGGCCAACUUUAGUGAAAGAUCUAGAUCAUUGUCUAUACAGUUAAAAUUUGUGACAUUAAAUUAUGUCUCCUUUUUCAUGUUUUCCUAUUUUAUCUUUCCCCUCACUAUGCACUAAUUCAGAUCUGAAUUUAUCAGACCAAGUGACCUUAUUGCAGGACCCCCACUAAUAUCAAUCUGGUAAUGGGAGAGGUGUGAGAAACAGACAAGCUGUGCUUAAUGUUUCCUUGACUGGGGCCCAUGAUCACAGACUCGUGUUGGGAACAGCGAACUCCUACUACAGCUCUGUGACAUGAAAUGUUACAUUUAAUUUAAACCUAUUUAUUGAAAAUGUGUGCUUGUGUUAAAAGCUCAGUAUUUGGUACUUUAAAAGAAAAAUCAUUAUCUCACAGGACAGUGCAUCCUAUGUUUUAAUUGUCAAAAUCUUUUUUAAUGUGCUGAUAAUUAAAAACAAUAACUUAUUUAUUUAUUGGGGGGGGUUACCUUUAUAUUGGGUGAGUGAUAGUUUUGUCUUUUUCAAUGUUUAAUGUAUGUUCAAAGCUGGUUUUAGGGCAUCUGUAUCCAUCUUUUGGAUUGAGGGGUUUGUGUAUAUGAGGUAGGAUUUGAUGGACUUUUCUGUUGAGUGUUAACUUUGUGUUGGUUUGUUAGUUGCGAAAAAAGAGUGACAAAAAUAAUGUCAAUGUCUUUACUUUUUACAAAAAAAAUGUUUGAAAUGAUUAUAUAUGUUCCUUUUUAUAUUUUGAUAUUUGCACUAAGGUUUAGUAUGCCAUCAAGUUUAAUGGCUGGUGCAGAAGCUGGAUUAAACUAUUGAUGCAAUUCCAUAAAUACCAUGUUUAAUUUUGUGAUUAUGCCAUUGGACCUGAAUUGCUGGUGACUCAUGAUUUUGUUUUGGAAUCAUUAGGAAUUGUGAUUUUGAACAUUCAAAGUGCACUUUUCACAUUUCAAUCAUCACAAACAAGCCCCAAAAACACCGCUACUGUUUUCCAUUUGUUAUUCCAUGCCUAAAUCCUAUUUCUGAUCAGUUGCAGUACUCUCACCAACAUCAAGUCACUUCCAGUCUUUAACCACAAUUAAUUAUUUGAAGGACACAGAACCUUUCAAGACUGAGCUCGAUAGCCAAGAGUAUCAAACAACCUGGCAGAUGGAGUUGAGCGACAGAUCACCCACGAUCUAACUGAAUGACAGAACAUGCCUGAGGGGGAAGAAUGACCUCCUCCUGUUACUGUGUCAGAUGAGGAAGGCCAGCCUGCCCAUUCUAUCUAUCCAGAAAUAGCUCGCAGCCCAGUGCUCGCCCACCUUGGCACAGCCUCUGUCCAGCACAUUGGCUGAAUUCAUUUCUGUACACAAGGACAUCAUUUUCUACUUGGAAAAUGAUUUGUUCACAUUAGUCUUUUCCAUUUUUAAAUGCAAAAAUAAUUUAAACUUUUUUUUUCUAUCAGAUCUCUUAAUGCACUGGACCAACAAAUUAUACAUGGGUUCACAUUCUUAAUUCCCCUUGUGAUGAAUUCCACUAUUUGAAAGUAUCCUAACUGGGGUGAAUGCCAAUUGUAGUGUUUUAACUUUCUCCUGCUCACAAACUUCAUUUUUUCCCCAGCCAAAGUGCUUUUAUUAGAUUGUCUAAGUUAGCUGUGCUUGCAGCUAAAGGUAUUAAAACUGGGAGCGGCUUACUGAUGUCACCUGCUGUAGUCAAAUAUCAGUCUAGGUUUGGCCUGUCCCCAGUAAUGAUAAUUGGAUAUUGUUUAAAGGAAAGUUUGUUUUGAUGCUGUGAAUAAGGUGGUGGAUCUUUUCAGAAAACAGCUAAACUGCUGGCAAGUCAAAGAACUGCGAGGUUCACACUCUAACCCACAGGUUCAUUAAUUGCUAGAGCUGAAAGGUAUGCCAACAACCUGUUAAAUCACUGGUGUAUUCGAUGCACCAUGAUGUUUGCCAAUGAUAUACAAUAAUUACUUUAUUAAGAUUGCCUUUGUUGCUGUGAUGGGGAAAUAUAAUAAUGAGUUUGAAAAAAACUGUGAUAUCACAUACCUACAGUGGUAAGAUACAUGUUUGAUCCUGGAAAUAAAUUACAUAGUCUGUAAAGAUAUAACAAGGCUUUAAAUACAUUUUGAAAAGCAUUAUUAAUGAUUCUGGAUUUGUGAAAGGAAUAAACAAGAACUGCAGAACAGUACUCUUUUUACUGGAAACUGCAAUUUAUGCAAUAAAUAUUUUGAGCCUGGAUGAUUGCAAUGGUAAAUCAUGCUUUAAAAUACUGGGAAUGUAAUUUUUUUUUAUUGAUAGCCCUCUGGAUUAAAGCAAUACAAUAUAAAAAA
Messenger RNA from Carcharodon carcharias (great white shark), 6481 nucleotides. Its product is annotated as serine/threonine-protein kinase/endoribonuclease IRE1-like. Lineage: Eukaryota; Metazoa; Chordata; Chondrichthyes; Lamniformes; Lamnidae. Gene Ontology annotation, biological process: protein phosphorylation; IRE1-mediated unfolded protein response; mRNA processing. The coding region runs from base 153 to 3083 and encodes 976 amino acids. Gene Ontology annotation, cellular component: IRE1-TRAF2-ASK1 complex. The record is from RefSeq and is a predicted model, not a curated record. The transcript is spliced from 22 exons. Gene Ontology annotation, molecular function: RNA endonuclease activity; protein serine/threonine kinase activity; ATP binding.